AUGACAUCAAAUUGCACAAAGCAUAAUAAAACAAUUAGGUAUAUUUGCUAUAAAUGCAAUGAACUGAUGUGUUCAUUAUGCAUGUUUGAUCAUUACAAACAAAAACUAGAUCAUUCUACUCAUUGUGAACAUAUCAAUCAAAUUAAACACUCAUUAAAUAAUAUGUUUUUGAACAAUGAGAUAUUAGAUGAUAAUAUUAACAAUAAUAAUAAUGAAGAUAAUAGUAGUACAUUCAUCAACACACAACUUAAAUCGAUAUGGGAAUCAUUAAAAUCAACUACAUCUCGAUAUCAAUCAUUAUCAGCAACAGAGAAUGAGGUUAAACAACACUUUGAACAAUUACAUCAAUAUCUAAUCAUUGAAGAACAUAAACUAAAGAAAGAUAUUAUCAAUGAUAAAGAUACAAUCAUUAAUCAAAUAGAUAAUAAUAUAAAUCAUUUGAAAUAUUUAGUUAAUAUUAUAAAUACAAAUCAUAAAUUAAAUAAUAAUAAUACCGAAACAAAAGAUAAUAGUCAGUCAAAGAUAUCAGAUACAACAACAGACUAUUCUCCAACAACAAUAAUGAAAUCAAUCACAGCAAGUUCAUCAUUACAAUCAUUCAUCUCAGAUAAUAAUCAAACAUUAUUCAAUGAACAUCAUGAUCCAUUUAAUUAUGAUGAACUUAUCAAACUACACAACAAUGAUUCAUCAUCAUUAUUAUUGGAUAUCAUUCAUAAAUAUAAUAAUCAAUUCAAUAAAACAACUGAAAUCACUGAUAAUUAUAAUUUUUCCUAUAUACUAUCAAUAAAACAGCUUGAUUUCAACCAAUUGAAUUCAAUUAUCAAUCAGUCAGUCAAACUUGAAAAGAUUAAAUCAUCAAUAACAACAAAAAGCAACAACCUAUUAUCAUCAGUUUCAACAAAAACAAGCAAUGAUAAAGCAUCAUAUAUUUUCACAACACACAAUAAAAAAGGAGCAACACUUAUCAACACAACAAACAACAAUUCAGUCGAACAAUUAGAAUUAGAUUAUGAUUUUAGCAGUACAUACCAAUCGAUUGUUUCAAUUGGCGAAUAUAUCUAUGUAUUCGGUGGUGAGAACAAUACAAACAAAUGGAUGAAAUUCUCAAUUAAAUCGAAAUCAAUUGAACAUAUUGGUGAUAUCGAAGGUAUUGAGGGUGAUUAUUAUAUAUCAGUUUGUUAUGAUGGUCAAGAUCAUAUCUAUUUGGUUAAUGGUUGUUAUAAUAAUAGAAUCGAUCGAUUCAACAUCAAUACAAUGAGGUUUGAAAGAUAUUAUCAAUUAUCUGAUGAAUAUGGUGAACAAGUAUCAACAAUGAUCUUCAAAGGUUCAUUAUAUUCUAUACCAUACGGUCAAACUAAUAUGAUUAAAUUUGAUCUGGCAAAUAAAACAAUAACAAAUCAUCAUCAAAUCUACCAUGAACCAUACACAGCAUGUCAUGAUAACAAUGGAAAUUUCUUUAUAUACAAUUAUCAUAACAACCAAGUCAUAAAAUACAAUGUUGAAGCUCAACAAAUAAUCAAUCUCAAUCCGAUUCCGACCAAAAAAGAAGGUGUUUAUUUGAUGUAUCACCGGGAAUCAUCAACAUCAAGCUUUCUAUAUUUGUUUUCUGGAGUUGGUAAUUACAAAUAUUCAAUUGAAAAGGACAAAUGGAAAUCAUUCUUGAAAGAUGAUAAAUGUUUAAGAGCAUGGUGUGCAUCUACCACAAUAACAAAUUAA
Messenger RNA from Heterostelium album PN500, 1716 nucleotides. RefSeq names its product kelch repeat-containing protein. Lineage: Eukaryota; Evosea; Eumycetozoa; Acytosteliales; Acytosteliaceae. The record is from RefSeq and is a predicted model, not a curated record. The transcript has a single exon. The coding region runs from base 1 to 1716 and encodes 571 amino acids. Gene Ontology annotation, molecular function: protein binding; zinc ion binding.